AUGUCCUGUGUGCUCGUUUGGCGAUGUUUCAGGCGCCGGUGUGAUCAUGGUCGUCUGAUGAACUGUGGCUUCCCUAUCCUUCCUUCAUCACAUUUCAUCACUGAAAAUAUCGAUCUCUUCCUCUCUCCAACUGCCACGUUUACUUUUGGCAAACUUGCCAAACAGUACGGUCCCGUUUUUGGUGUCAUGCAAGGCGGACUUCCGACGGUGGUAACUAGCGACGUCGACGUUAUUCGAAACAUUUCGCAGAAGCACUUCAGCUCCUUUCAUGCGAAAAUUCCAAUACCGUUGGAUCCAGACCCAGUAGUGGAUGAAAACGUGCACAUGUUCGCAUCCAGAGGUGUUCGAUGGAAGCGGUUGCGAUACAUUACUAGUCAAGCAAUGUCCGUCAAGAAUAUGAAGAAGAUCUUCCCCAUGAUAGCGGAAUCCGUAAACAGCUUUAUGACACUUUUAAAAAGUAUUACACUUGAAGCGCCUGUCGAGGUUCACAAGCUGUUUCAAAACCAUACAUCGGAUGUUUUGGCUCGUUGUGCAUUUGGUCAAUCUCAGUCGUUCCAUCAUGAUAAUUUGUACCAUAAAAUUUUCUCUCAAGCUUUUGGAAACGAAUUUGGAAGUUCAACCUGUAUAUUGCGAGAAACUCCACCACUGUUGAUAUUCUCAAAUCAUUUGGCAACACUACGAUUUGGCCGGCGUCCACAAGAGGAGAACUAUGAUUUUUUGCAAUUCUUCAAAGAUGCCGAAGACAAAUCAUUUAAUGGCUUUCUCAGUGAAAAAGCCAACGGAAAAAUUGAUUUUAGUUCAGUCCAGUUCAACAAGUCCAUGGCACCUGGUGAAACAGUCGCCCAAUGUCGUUUUAUUGCUAUCGCUGGAUUCGAUACUACAGCCAACAGUCUAGCAUUAGCUUGCGACCUAUUAGCCAGACAUAACACAGAACAGGUAGAAAAAUUCUAUCUUCACAAAUGCAUUUUCGAAACUCUGCGCCUAUAUCCACAUGCAUCGCCGCUUCAACACCGCCUUUGCAUGGAAGACUGCCAAAUUGGGCCUUACAUCUUCCGAAAAGGUGUAUGUGUUGUGAUUGAUACAUGGACAGUGCAUCACAAUCCCAAGAUAUGGGGAAAUGACGUUGAGGAAUUUCGUCCCGAACGUUUUCAAUCACCAACAAUUGAACAACUUCAUGCCUUUAUGCCAUUUGGAGUGGGUCCACGUCAAUGCGUUGGAAUGCGUUUUGCUCUCUUAGAAAUGAAGCUUACUCUUUCAAUGAUUUUAUCGAAGUAUCGCCUGCGGAAAGAAGAUCAAAACAAAAAGGUGGGACUUCGUGGAAAAUCAACUCGACCAACCUUCAGCGGCAUUCAUAGCAAAAAGAAAAUCCUCAAGCUACAGACGAAUCUACACGCAAAAAACUGA
Angiostrongylus costaricensis is the source of this 1404-nucleotide messenger RNA. The record is from the annotation of a GenBank genome assembly. Lineage: Eukaryota; Metazoa; Nematoda; Chromadorea; Rhabditida; Metastrongylidae.